AUGGGUUGUAGUUCUUCUAAACCGGCAGCAAAACCUGAUAGUAAGCUAUCUAAUGAUAUAGAAAGGCAGAGAAUUCUAGCUGAAAAAAAAGCUGAAUUAGCUAAAGCUAUGAAAAAGCCAAAUAAAGAUAUAUCAAAACCACUAACAGAAACAGAAAACGUAGAUAAAGAAGAAAAUUCAAAAGUAAAUGAACCAGUACUAUUAACGAAACCAGAGUCAACUUCAGAAGGGCAUAUAACAGAAACAAAUAAACCAGCUGAAGAGUAA
Molecule: messenger RNA, 267 nt
Organism: Cryptosporidium muris RN66
Lineage: Eukaryota; Apicomplexa; Conoidasida; Eucoccidiorida; Cryptosporidiidae
Exons: 1
Coding region: 1-267 (88 amino acids)
Source: RefSeq, a predicted model, not a curated record